CAGAAAUUUCAUCUAAAAAUAAUUUUCCAAACUGUGCUUCCAAGAAUCAAAGAUUUGCAUCUGUCAGAACUCCAAAUUUUCCCUCUUUUACAUUUCUUCUUUUUUUCUUUUUUUUUUUUUCAGCCUAGGAGGGCUGAGAGAGCCAUGUGGAAUUUGUUAACGUUGAUCUUUGCUAGUGGAGAUCUCUUCCCAAUCCAAAAUGCAGUCUGUUUCCCGACUCCUGCUGCUCCUAUGAUGCCCUUAGCUCCAUGACUUUAUAAACCAUAUAUGAGUUGGCAAAUUCAAUGUAAACCACAUCUUCCACUGUGGUGAUAUAUGCUGCCUCACUGCUUCUGUGCCCUGAAAACCUCAUGUGUCAAUACCUGAAAGCUGACCCUGGUUUACUACCAUGCUUUGCUUGUUCUUUUUUGCAACCAGGUCUGCACGCGGUGGUGAGCAAAGAAAAAAAAACGUAGCACUAUCUCCCAUUUGAUGCUCAGAGCCACAACAUCUCAUCUGGCUGCCUUUCUGCAGGCGAUAAGUCAGACCACGAGCAGCUGGUCCUUCAAGUUUUGCUCUGUUCUGCAGUAAAACAAGGGAAGGCCUGCCCCAAAAAAACAGCCUCCCCAGCCUGGCUGCUUGUACAACCAGAUGUCUGCCUUUUAGUCAUCGCUAUCCUCCAGGAGGAAUUAAUUCUCAAUCGCAACAAGAACUGCUUUUGCCACCCAGGCAGUGCUCACCACAAACGCAGGGCAGCAGCUCCGGAGCCUUCCAGCCCUGUUUGCUUUCCGGGCGUGAGUGCAAAACGAGGCAGACUGGAAAGGUACGUUUGGCAGCUUUUCUGCAGGAGGUAAAACCCUACCUGCUGCCCCAGCUGCUAUGGGGAGGGCACAGAGGGCUGGUGCUGAGCCCCUUGGGGUGCAGUGAGGGAGAAGGGCUGGCGGUGUCCUGCUGGGAAGGUGCCCGGAGGAGGAGUCUGUGCUGGAGGAGGGCGCAGGGGAUGCGGAGGCAGGUGCACAGCGGGACGCAGCCACGGCCUGCAACUGGAGGAGCCCCGCAGGAUGAGUAAUGCCACCCGUGCUUGGCCCUCUCCUGCGGCACCCAGCUCCCCAGGGCCGGGCACAGCUGCCAGGCUGGCCUCCGCCACCCCAUCCCCAGCCCUAACCCUGCUCACAGCUGCCCACAACGACUCCCAGGAUGGCCAGCAGCUCUUCCUGACCACAACAACAGCACGGGUCAUCUCCGGCAUCUUCGUGUGGUCGGCGCUCAUCGUCACCUUCCACCAGAUCUACAUGCACCUGAGGAACUACACCAUCCCCAAGGAGCAGCGCUACAUCAUCCGCAUCCUUUUCAUCGUGCCCAUCUAUGCCUUUGACUCGUGGCUCAGCCUCCUGCUCCUUGGCAGCCACCAGUACUAUGUCUACUUCGACUCAGUGCGUGACUGCUAUGAGGCUUUCGUGAUCUACAGCUUCCUGAGCCUGUGCUUUGAGUACCUCGGUGGGGAAAGCACCAUCAUGACUGAGAUCCGAGGGAAACCCAUUGCGUCUAGCUGCUUGUACGGGACCUGCUGCCUUCAGGGCAUGUCCUACUCCAUUGGGUUCCUGCGCUUCUGCAAGCAGGCCACGCUUCAGUUCUGCAUUGUGAAACCCCUCAUGGCAAUUGUCACCAUCAUCCUGCAGGCGUUUGGGAAGUACCACGACGGGGACUUCAAUGUCCGAAGCGGCUAUCUCUACAUCACCAUCAUCUACAACUUCUCUGUCAGCCUGGCUCUUUAUGCCCUCUUCCUCUUCUACUUCGCCACCAUGGACCUGCUGCGCCCUUUUGAGCCGGUCCUCAAGUUUAUCACCAUCAAGGCUGUCAUCUUCCUCUCCUUCUGGCAAGGGACACUGCUGGCAAUCCUAGAGAAAUGCGGGGUGAUCCCCGAAGUUCAGAUCAUUGACGGGAAGGAGGUGGGAGCUGGGACAGUGGCUGCUGGAUACCAGAACUUCAUCAUCUGCAUUGAGAUGCUCUUUGCUUCCAUUGCUCUGCGCUAUGCUUUUAGCUGCCAGGUGUACAGAGAGAAGAAAGAAAACUCAACAGCAAACGUUGCCCCGAUGCAGAGCAUCUCGAGCGGACUGAAGGAGACGAUGAGCCCACAGGACAUUGUGCAGGAUGCCAUCCACAACUUCUCGCCCACCUACCAGCAGUACACCCAGCAGGCCAUGCAGGAGGCAGAGCGCAAGGCGCCAGGCGAGAACGGGCACGUGGCCUGCAGGGCAGAGGGAGCAGGAGGCAAGAAGAGCAAAAACAUCGAGAAGAGAGUGCUGAUCCUGUCGGAUGAGGAGCUGUAGAAGUUAUCCGAGGGGACACAGGCAUUGGAGAGGCUUAAAUGCAAGGAAGGGGGGACUCUUGAGGCUGUGACAACCUGGUCAUGUUGGCAUGCUGGAAGGAGGAGAGCCAGGAACUCUACUCAUAAAGCCAGUCCCUAAAAGGGAAGAUGCAAUAACCAGGGAAAGGUUAAAGUAGUGCCAGCUUCUGACUCGUCUCCGAGGUGUUAGGGACUGUGCUGUUUGCUUCACUGCCAGUCUGGGUGCCAGCCCUGUGCCCAGACCCCUGCUGGGUUCCCAGUGAGCCAGGACCACCCCUGUGCCGUUGGACAGACUGGCCUCCUCACCCUGCUCUCACCUGCAAACAGCACCGAGGCCUGACAAAAAUGCUUUUCUCAGCACAGUUCUGCUCCAGUUUCUCCUGAUUUGGGUAAAAAAUGAUCUCCAGGGCCCUGUGGAGAAAAGCAGUGCAGGAAGGUGACUUCAAUUCACCUCAAAACCUGGUAACAUUUGAAAGACAUCAUGCCUUAUUUUUAUGUUUUCCUCUCUACUUCCCCUCAAAAAGCCCACAGAGUUGUGCAGGAGCCCUUUACCAGGAAGAAGAGCAGCUCAUCCUCCUUGGCCUCCAGAUGGGGUUGCAGCUGCCGGACCAGAUCUCCUGGGAUGAGCAGUGGGACCUCUCCUGGACCUCACCGCACGGUCCUGCAGCUGCAUUCCCGAAAGCUGCAGUGACAGAGGAGCUUGUUUAUAUCUGAACCCAUUUAUCUGCAAGCAGAUCAGGAGUUAAAAGGGAUUCCAGCUUUCUUAUCAGAGCCAUUAUUAGGGAACCAGACUGUGACUGGUGGUGGUAGGAAUGCACCGACUGGGAACUGUCUGUUCCUCCUAACUCCUCUCCAUCCCCUGUUCCUACCCUGCAUGCAAGAAGCAAGUGCUGCAAGACCAGAAUCAGCGGACGCUGGAGGCCCUGUGGGGCUCAGCAGCAUGAGGGCUGUGUGAGCCACUUCCCAAAGCACCACAGCAUCCCACAAAUCCAUCACCCUGCCUAGGCUCUGAGAAGGCACGUGGGGCUGAGCCCGACAGAUUUUCUCUGUCCUUCUGCUAAACUUCCUCUCCAGUUUUAUUUUCUCCUAUUUCUGUUCCCCUGCUGUUAAUCAGAUGAUCCCUUAGGGAACUUCUUUGGGCACCAGCUAGCUGUUGGUUGGGGUGGGAGCUGGGCAGUGGAAGGACAAGGGCAAGUCUGGAGCCUUUGAUUUGCAGUCACAUGGCAAACAAGCCUACGGGUGAGGCUUAUAGCUGUUUUACAGCUCCUAGUGUUGUUUUAUUCCCUGCUCUCGAGCUGCAAAGUGUAAAUUGCAAGAGGAAAUUAUUUAUGGUUUUCUUUUUUUUUUUUUCUAAUAAACAGCAAUUUCUACCAUGGGCUGAAUGAGCGUUUUCACUUAGCUCAGCGAGCAGAGCCCACACUCUGCCCGCUCCUGCUCUAAUGCUGAUGCUCUUAAGCUGCACGUCCUCCCUGCCCCUUGGUGCUGGCCCAGCAGAAAUACCUGCACACACAGCAUCCUCCACACUCCGACGUUCCCACAGGGCUCGCGCUCAUCUCCCUCCCUGCUUGUGGAGUUUGUCCCCCCCGUGCACUGCACCUCCUCCAAAGCUGUGGAUGCAGCAGUUCCGAGCUGCUGGGUCCUCUGCAGCCGAGCCAAGCCCAGUAGCAACAACACAAAUCUAUGUGUUAUUAUCAGAAGUAUCUUAUCAUGCUGGAAACGUGGAGUCAACACAGGCAGGCUAUGGCUGAGCCAGUCUUGUAAGCUCUCCGCUCUGCAGAUCUGCUGCCUGUACCUGCCCAGCCCGUGAGGUCGCCUUGUUUUGUGUCAGCCGGCCUGUAAACAAGAGCCAAGCAAUUGGCACAUCCAGGGAGCUGCCACCAACAAGGCUUGACAUGGGCACAAGCCUGAUAGGAAAGCAGGGCUACAUCUCAGCAAACAACUCCAUCUUCUGAGCCCCUCUGUGCCGCAGCUGCGGGGACGGAGGCUGCUUCACCCCCUGGUGAGGACAGACUGCGAGGUGAUGAUGGGGCAUCUGGCAGCGUGCUCACGGGAUGCAGACUGGCAUAAGAACACAGCAAGAAGCGCGGCUGUACUUCACUGAACAAAUGAUCAACUCCAGCACAUAAUGGGCUGCAUUCAUUGCUCUUGCCAGCAGGUGCAAUUCCCACUGCAGACGGUAACAACUGCCUAUUUAUGUCAAGUCCUGAUUACUGUAUUAUAUGUUAAACAGGUCUUUCUCACAAGCAAAACAUGGAAGAAAAAAAAAAAAGCACCAAACCAGCUGUGAGGCACCCAAGCCUGCAGAACGAUGCUGGCCCUGCAUCCCCUACUCCAUGCCCAGGAGCUGGGUGAGGAGGCAGCCAGCCCCACCUGUAGCACCCAGUGACCACCGCACAUCACCGUCCCACUGCUCAGCCAUACACUGCCCCACUUCUGUCAUUGGCCACAUCCAUGCGACACGCUGCCUUGGCCCAGCGCAGGGCACGUUUCCCCCUUUAGCUGCCCCUAAAAACAAGGGCUGCCCAUGGUAGGGGAUCAAAGCCCAGGUGGCUCCCAGCUCUCCCAUUGCUUUAUAGCUUGGAUGAACCGAUAGGGAAAAAGAGAACGAUGAAAUAUCAAUCGAAGGAGUUAAAGCUGUUUAUUCACCAGCAGUUGCACAGGAAGCACUGAAGGAUUAUUUCAUAACUCCACGGCGAGGGGAGCGGCUCCCUCCAGCACCGUGACCUGUUUCACAGCACAAGGUCUCCAAGCCAAGUCCCACGGGGCGCUCCCAGCACCGCCACCGCGGCAGCUCCCACGUGCUCUGGGCAGAGAGCACAAACACACACCAGGAAACACGAUAAGCGUGAGCCCUGUGGGAGCAGCAGCUUGGACCAGAGCACGGCCCAAACGCAUGGGAACAGCAGCACAGAGGGGCUGGAAGGUGGUUGAACUCAGCCACGUGCUGGAGCAUCAACACUCAGCCUGCAUCCCAAAACCACUGCAGCCAGCUGCUCAGGUGAUGAGCAAGGAAAACGCCCCUGAAAAUCAAUGUGAGCUCCAAAACGCUGACCAUACACCAGGGCAAGUCUGAAACCAGAAAAUGCUUUAUUGGAAAGGUACAAAAAAACCAGUCACUGCAGCUAAAUUUACAGCAAUAAAUUACGUUGUGGCUGUCAAGAGAAAGUAAUGGACACAUACACAGGGCUACUCGCCUUACAAACAGGAAUCCACAUUGCUUGGUAUAUCAAUAAUUUAUUUUAUAAUAAAAAAGCAGCACAAAAAUAAAUAUUGAAAUGAAAUUACUGAGUAACCACAGAGGAUAGAAUGAGCUGGUGAUAAAAAAAAAAAAAAAAA
Phasianus colchicus (ring-necked pheasant) is the source of this 5662-nucleotide messenger RNA. RefSeq names its product transmembrane protein 184A (gene TMEM184A). The record is from RefSeq and is a predicted model, not a curated record. NCBI's taxonomy places the organism in Eukaryota, Metazoa, Chordata, Aves, Galliformes, Phasianidae.